UUUUUUAAGGAAAUUCUAAAAAUUUUUUUUUUAUAAGAUUCAUUCUCUAGUAGAAGAAGAAAACAUUUCAACGUUAAAUUUAUUAUAUCAGCUCUCCCCACAAGAUGGUGACGCAUCAUCGAAGAGAGAAAUUCCAUUUGAGGUAAAUUCUUGACAUUUGACAAUUAGUUGAUGGAAAAUAUAGUAAUAGCUGUACAAUAACCAAGUUCUCUUUGUUUCGGUGACAAUCAUGAUCAAAUUGAAAAUUAAUAACAAACAGGUGUUCAGUCCAUACAAAGAAAACAUAAAGUGGAUGCUUUUUGAAAAAAGCUGAAUUAAUAAAUUCUUGUGAUUUCAUUCAAGUGCACGGUGAUGGAUCUGGUUAAGUAAUGCUUUUGUUUUGGAAAUAUCACUGAUACCACAACCAAUAAUCAUCGGAAAUGAAUGAGAAAUGUCUAGUGCAAUUAUAGUUAGUUCAGUCAAAAUGCCUAUGACAAGAGCUCAACAACUAUACCCAGUAUCCCAUUCUUACAUUCAAGAAGGGGGUGCAUUGCCCCCUUUAAAAAUGGUUCCUUUGAAAGAACAAAGCCCUCCCACUACUUGUACUAGCACAACAUCAUCAAAUAGUGCUUCCACAGGGCUACCAGAGCUUCAAGCUUUACAGUGUAUGCGUGCAAUUAAAUCAGUACCAAGUACUGCAUCCGAUCAAAGAGAAAGAAAACAAAGUGGAUCAGCUAUUCUACCAUUACCUUCUGCCCCUACACCGCCAGACAAACCAAAGACUACGAUAGCUAGCCCAGAGCAAGUCAUGAAGCUUUACAUGAAUAAACUGACUCCAUAUGAACAUGUUGAAAUAUACAAUUACCCACAAAUUUUUUUUAUUGGAGCAAAUGCAAAGAAGAGGCCAGGUAUAAUAGGUACUCCUAAUAAUUCAGAGUAUGAUAAUGACCAAGGUUCUUACAUUCAUAUUCCCCAUGAUCAUGUAGCAUAUAGAUAUGAAGUAUUAAAAGUUAUUGGUAAAGGAUCUUUUGGACAAGUAGUGAAAGCUUAUGACCACAAAUGUCACAUUCACGUAGCUCUCAAAAUGGUUAGAAAUGAAAAACGUUUUCAUCGACAAGCUUUAGAGGAAGUUCGUAUUUUGGACCAUCUUCGUAAACAAGAUAAAGAUAAUACCAUGAAUAUCAUUCAUAUGUUGAACUCUUUUACAUUUAGAAGUCACAUGUGCAUCACCUUCGAAUUACUAUCCAUCAAUUUGUAUGAACUCAUCAAGAAAAAUAAGUUCCAAGGAUUUAGUUUGCAAUUAGUGAGGAAAUUCAGUCAUUCGUUACUUCAGUGUCUUGAUGCUUUGAACAAGAAUAAGAUAAUCCAUUGCGAUAUGAAACCUGAAAAUGUUUUGCUCAAACAACAAGGACGUAGCGGUUUAAAGGUUAUAGAUUUUGGAUCAUCGUGUUAUGAAAAAAAUCGAGUCUAUACAUACAUUCAGUCAAGAUAUUAUAGGGCACCUGAAGUGAUUCUUGGGGCCCAAUAUGGUAUGCCAAUUGACAUGUGGUCCUUAGGCUGCAUUUUAGCAGAGCUUCUUACUGGAUUUCCCUUGCUACCCGGAGAAGAUGAAGCUGAUCAAUUGGCUUGUAUAAUGGAACUUCUUGGAAUGCCACCACAAAAACUUCUUGACCAAUCAAAAAGAGCCAAAAGCUUCAUCAGUUCCAAAGGCUUCCCUCGUUACUGUACUGUUACAAUACUGCCUAAUGGACAAGGUACUCUUAGAGGUGGACCAAGCAGAAGAGGUAAACUAAGGGGGCCUCCAGCGUCCAAAGACUUGAAAACAGCUUUGAAAGGAUGCGAUGACCCUACAUUCUUAGAUUUCAUCAAACGAUGCCUCGAAUGGGAUCCUGAGGCACGCCUAACACCUUCUGCGGCUCUGAGACAUCUAUGGCUGAGGCGUAGACUACCGAGGGCUCCUGUUGAAACAAGUUUUGGUCCAGAUUCACCGUCUUCGGCCAACCGACAACAAUCUUCCAGGACACCUGUACUAGGUAAGGUAAGAGUUCAAUUGAAUGAUGAACGUUCUUCAACACUUCACUCAGGCAAACUUCCUCCAGUUACGUAGCCCUCACCACAAUGGCAUUAAUUUGUGAUGACACGUCUAUUAAAAGUACUUCAUAGUACUCGUUUAUGACAAUUGGAUGCGGAAUAAAUUCAACAAUUUUAGCGAAGAUCACUGUCGUUUUUUUCACUUCAAAUGAUAUUCUCAGACUCCUUCAGAUCAUAUUACUUAUAGGGUUUUUGUGCAAUGGGUCUUGCUUUUUAAUGAAAAAAUAUUAAUCGUACUCAGAUAUUCAUAUCAGAUGUUUUUAUAUGCAGCUAUACAAUCUAAAUUUCGUGGAAUAUCAAUUAGAGGUGUUUGCUAUUUGAACAGUGUUCAACUUCUAAUAUAUUUAUACAAGAAAUAAUAAUACAAAGAGAAUGAUAACAUUGAUUAUUGGUGACGUCCAUAAGGAAAAGUGCUAAUAAUAAUACUAUAAGUCGGGUGGUAAUAAUAGUUUCAAUCCAUGUUUACUUUUUUAACUUUCGUUCCUGAGGAACUUAAGCAUAUAUUUGGACUAAAAGAAGCUUUCUAAGGAAAAAUUCAAUUUGGAAGUGAAAAAAAUACUAACACGUGAAUUCAAUAAUUCUAUGCAAUUGGGGAUUAUAACACAAGUACUAACCCCCUUGCAGGAUUAAUUUAUUAGAUGUUGCAUGAAAAACAUAUUUGUCGUUUUUUUUUGUUUCAUUUGAAUAACUUUCAAUCCAUUGGUCAGACUGUCAAAUUUACGAAUACUAAUAAUAUUGUCAAAUGUUAAAAUUGGAGGCCUAGGUUGAUACAUGGGAGAAAAAAUGCCUUGGGUUCAUGAAAAGGAAAGCUUUAGGUUUUUAAGUCUGUGAUAUGUUUUAAAAGAAAAAUUCUUGAAAUUUUUGAGCUUUCACUUUCAAAAAAUAUAUAAAAUUAGUAGUUUGAGUUUGGUAAUAACAUUAUAGGUCCAUAUUUGUAGGUAAUAGAAAGCCGAAAAUUUCGAAACUUUGCAGAACAAUCCUAUUCAAGAGACCCAAGCAAGAAUUCUAAAUUGAAAAACUCAGGUGUGGCAAAUUUCAAACACUUCUUUUAAGCUUAAGUAUUUUCCAAUAAAGGUAUGGAAAGCAAAAUGACCCCAUCAUGAGCAGAAUAUUUCAAGAAGAUGUAAAUAUGUGAAAAACUCAUAUUAGUUUCAAAAGCAAUAGACUAAAGAACAUUUUCAAUUAGUAAGUACUUAUCCAACUUAAAAUUUUAGUAUAUUCUUCCUCAGUGUUGAACUUAAUCAGCUUCAUAGCAAAUUGAAUUUUAUUCAUAUUUUCAAAUAUGUUUUUUUUAGUGAAUUUUGUGAUCUAAAGCGUUAGAGCUCUAAAAUUAAUCAAUUCAGAUGUUUCUCUCGUUAUUUUGCAAGACCUUUCCUAUACUUUGUAAACAACGAUCAUUGGCAAGGCCUCCCAGAGACUAAGAUUCUUAUUUUGUAAUAGAUGUUGUUUCAAACACAAAUUUUGUGAUACUUUACUAUUACUACAAGAGAUAAUUUUUAGCUUGUAGCAGUGUGAAAAAAUGUUUUGAAUUUUUAGUAGUAAUAUUGGCGGUGUGAAUCAUAGAUAGUGCCUAUAGAAUAUGAUAUGGUAUCUUAUGUUGCACUUGAACAGGGUGCAUGAAAUAUAUGAAUCAUAAAUAUAUUAUUUGUCGAUAAGCUACAUUCUAAUGAAAAAAUGUAUUCAGAGAAAUCUUCGUUGUUUGUAAUUGUGACUGGUAGGUAAAUUUCAGAUGUUUAGUCAUUCUUGGAUAUUGAAAAAAUAUGUUGAAUAUAUUUAUAAACUCAUGUGAUGUUGUAAAUUUUGAAUUGAAUUUUUAUGAAAAUCAUAAGAGUACACUGUGAUUUUAAAGACCAUUGUUUCAUUGCACUCAUUCACUUGAAGUGCCUUUUCUUAUAUUGUUGUGUUUAUUUAGUUUCACAGUGUAUUUUAUUAUGUCAUCUGAGAAAUUCAGGGAAUUUUUAAUAUCGAAAUAACGUAACACUGUCAUUUAUCUUCAAUUCAAAUACUCCAUAUUUAUUCAAUCGUUUCGUUAUAUUUUAUUUAUUUAUUAUGUUUAAUUGUCUUGGUAUAUCAGGAUUGGAUGAUACAUCUAUCCAAUUUCAUUUAUGAAAAAAAAAAUGCGCACAAAAGUAUGAAUUGCAACAAACAAAUUAGAAAUUAAUAAAGAUAUACAUUUGGUCAUUUUAGAUGCGGAAAACAAUACAUUUACAUAGUCAAAGACCGCAGUUAGGCAUUGAAUUAAAAACAAAAUUUUAAUUUUUAACUCAAAAUAAAUUCACUGCCGUUUUCCUUCAGGUUUUUCAUUGAACCAGGAAAAAUUAUUCUUGAAGGCACAUACUCAGAAUUCGGUACUGAAUAGUUAUUAUUCAUUUUAAUAUUAAAAAUCAAAACUGAAAAAUAUUAAUUUAUUUAUUUCAAAUAUUUAUUGGCAUGGGUAAAUAUGUUAUAGUCAAAUUUUUUAUUAAUAAAAAAAAAAGGUUCCUUCAUUCAUUUCUCAUCUACAGCAUGUAUAUUAGAUAACAUUUUUUAUGGAAAAUUGAGCAGCAACGGUAUUCAAUUAAGAAACUAGCAUUUAUUGCUAGUCCAAUUUAUACCAAAAGAUUUGUACGGUUGUGAUACCAAUGAAUAUAACUUUAAUGACAGAGCCCAGUUAUUAUUUCAAUAAAAUACCAUCUGAUUUUAGUUCUAUGUAACUGAAGAUAUAAGCACCUAUUUUCACAAAUUUAAUUUGAAUUCCAUUUAGGUUAUCAGCACCUGUUUGGUAUUUUUGAGGCACCAUAAUAUAAUUAGGGUUUAUUUGAAAAUUAUGUUUAAUAAUUCUUGAACAAUUCAUUCACAUCCAUGACUUAUAAAUUGUGACUGAGCGUUGCAAAAGUAGCAGACCUUGAACAAACACUAAAAUUUCAAAAUCUAUUGCAUCUCAAUUUAUAUUGUAGAUUGAGAAUUUUUCAUACGGGAUUUGAAACUCAUUGAUGUUUGCCAAUUAUACCUGACUUUGAUCUACAUAUUGUUUUAUUUGAGAUGCAAUUUGAUGAUGAAAUUAACUUUCUUUUUGAUGGUUCUUGUCGAUUCAAUUGCAGCAGUAAAAAAGUUGUUCAGGUCUGGACUUAACGCAUCUACUAUAAUAUUACAUUUAUUUAUUUAAUUUGCUCAUGAUAAGUUUGAAUUAUUGUGACUAAAAAAAAUUGUGAGAGCACCCUGUACUCUUAGAGAAGGGCGUUCAUUAUUUUCAAAUAGUAUCCGCUCAUAUAUAUAUAUAGGUAUGAUUGUUCAGUUAUAUAGGUAAAAGGUAGCAAGUAGAAUAUAGUGUAUAAAUAAGGGGCAAUCACCCACUUGUAAAUAUGGACUUGGCCCCUGAAUGCUGAAGGGCUUGAUCUCUUAAUGUUACUUAAGAUGUGUAGGAGGAGGCUUAAAGCUUUUUCUCUACUUUUAUAUAGCAACUUACUGUUCAUUAGGUGCUUUCACCAUUGAUUUGUGUUCUUUAUAUUUUCUUUAAAUAUUCAAGGACUACUAGUAUUAUAAUAAGUUUCGUGUAAGUGCAUUUGGACUUGUUUCUAUUUUGUCAAUUUAGCAAACAUGUGAUGUCUGUAAUUGAUAAGUCAUCUUUAUAUCAUACUAAUAAAAUGUUCUUUAAUAUAA
This is a messenger RNA of Harmonia axyridis, 5709 nucleotides long. RefSeq names its product dual specificity tyrosine-phosphorylation-regulated kinase 2 (gene Dyrk3). Gene Ontology annotation, cellular component: nucleus. The transcript has 2 exons. Gene Ontology annotation, molecular function: protein serine/threonine/tyrosine kinase activity; protein serine/threonine kinase activity; ATP binding. The coding region runs from base 431 to 2086 and encodes 551 amino acids. Lineage: Eukaryota; Metazoa; Arthropoda; Insecta; Coleoptera; Coccinellidae. Gene Ontology annotation, biological process: peptidyl-threonine phosphorylation; peptidyl-serine phosphorylation. The record is from RefSeq and is a predicted model, not a curated record.